AUGAAUUCCUUAAAGUGUGUUGCUGAAUAUUGCAUUCUUAAAUGCAAAUUUAAUACGAUCUCCAUCGACCUUUUACCUAGUGUUCAUCCUCUGCUCCGCCGCGACCAUCUCGUAUUCGCCAACUGCAACUCUACCAUGACAGAUAAUCUGCACGCUGCUCUUGGUUCGAUGUCGUUGGAGGAUGACGAACCUAUCACCCUUCCCGAUAGCCCCAGAUUCAGGGUGGUGGCAGCAAACGAGAUAAGUUUGUUGGGUCGUCUUCUAAACCCGGACUGUCAAUCAAUGGCAAAGAUGAUUGAAUACAUGCCUACUGCAUGGAGAGUCUAUGAUAUAGUGCGUGGCAUUGCUUUGUCAAGAGACCGGUUUCAAUUUAUCUUUCAACGUGAGGAAGAUCUCAUAACAGUUCUUAGAGAUCGUCCAUGGUCUUACAAUCAUUGGACAAUGAUUCUGGAACGCUGGAAUCCGGACCCUCCACCUGAUUUCUUAACAUCUUUCGAUGUUUGGAUCCGUAUUAAAAACAUCCCUGCCAUGUAUUUCARAGUCGAAARGAUGCACACUUUAGCCAAGGCCAUAGGCAAAGUGGAGGAGAUCGCUUAUGACCCCAAGGUGUCGCACAAAACAGAGUACAUCYGAGCUCGAYUCAACUUUAAUAUUGGUAACCCUGCGAGGAACACGAAGGUGUUYAAUAUUUCAAAGUCCCAAUCGGUGAACAUUGAGUACGAGUAUGAGAGGAUUCAUAAAAGAUGUUUCCACUGUCUUCGUCUUACUCAUGAGAAAGCCGCAUGUCCUCUUUUGCGCAAGAACCGUCCUCCGCCGAGACAGRAMCAUCAAAGUCCAAGUAAUACUCCCAAUAUUACGACAGCCAUGGUGGUUUCUGAACCUGUGAGGAGAGGAAUGGACGCUCCACCAGGCUUUCCUCCUCUGUUUCCAGAAUUAUCAAGGCAGGAUCAACGGAUGGCUCUCCUUUAUACCUCUCAUACUGAUGAAACGGAAAGGAGAGCUAGAAUUAACCGGGUCCAACAAUCUAUUMCRGAGACUGUAGRUGAUUCUUCUACGAUCCUCACAAAGAUUACUCACCAGAUAGACAAAGGCAAAGGGCACGUUUUCCAGUAUCCAGAAGACAACACACCUUUUAAAAGAAAUUGCCUUGUUGGGGAUGCUCCUAUUGCUUCUGAGCCUGGUAAAGAUGCUCCCCAUGGUUUUGCAGAGUAUGUCCUCUAA
Arabis nemorensis is the source of this 1221-nucleotide messenger RNA. Lineage: Eukaryota; Viridiplantae; Streptophyta; Magnoliopsida; Brassicales; Brassicaceae. The record is from the annotation of a GenBank genome assembly.